Messenger RNA from Puma concolor (puma), 2561 nucleotides. Lineage: Eukaryota; Metazoa; Chordata; Mammalia; Carnivora; Felidae. The record is from RefSeq and is a predicted model, not a curated record.
AUGGUGGAGCUGGGAACCUGGAGCCUGACCAGAGCUGCCCUGAUUAUCCUGCUGCUCCCCAGAAUGAAGCUGGAGCCCCCCACACUGUGGGCCCUGGCCCCCAGCCCUGAGGUGGCCCCACCCCAGCCAGGCUGCCUGCUGUUGCGCUGGGAGCUAUGGAAGCCGAGCCUCUACAUAGAACAGAAAUGCGAGCUGCGCCACCAGCCACAGCUCGGAGAAGCCAGCUGGGCCCUGGUGGGCCCCCUGCUCCCUGAGACCCUCCAGUAUGAGCUCUGCGGGCUCCUCCCGUCCACAGCCUACGCCCUGCAAAUGCGCUGCGUCCGCUGGCCCCUGCCUGGCCAGUGGAGCGACUGGAGCCCUAGCCUGAUACUGACCACCGCACAACAGGCCCCCAUCGUCAGAUUGGACACAUGGUGGCGGCAGAGGCAGCUGGACCCCAGGACUGUGGAUGUGCAGCUGUUCUGGAAGCCAGUGCCCUUGGACAAAUACAGCGGGCAGAUCCAAGGGUACCUGGUCAGACCACCAGGCCAGACUGGGGCAGUCCCAGCCCUCUGCAACACCACGGAGCUAAGCUGCACCUUCCACUUGCCCUCGGAAGCCCGGGAGGUGGUCCUUGUGGCCUAUAACACAGCGGGGACCUCUCAUCCCACCCCAGUGGUCUUCCUGGAGAGCAGAGGACCGCCCCUGGCCAGGCUCCACACCACAGCUAGAGAUCCCCACAGCCUCUGGGUGGGCUGGGAGCCCCCCAGCCCUCGGCCUCGGGGCUAUGUGAUUGCCUGGGGCCUGGGUCCCCCCAGCCCCAGCAGCAGCAAUAUGACCUGGAAGAUGGAACACAACGGGAACAUUUCCGGGAUCCUGAUGCAAGAGAACAUCAGGCCCUUUCAGCUCUACGAGAUCACCGUGACCCCUCUAUACCAGGACACCGUGGGACCCUCCCAGCGCAUCUAUGCCUACUCCCAAGAGAUGGCCCCCUCCCACGCCCCAGAGCUGCAUCUAAAGCACAUCGGCAAGACCUGGGCCCAGCUGGAGUGGGAGCCCCAGGCCCCUGAGCUGGGGAAGAGCCCCCUGACCCACUACACCAUCUUCUGGACCAACGCUCAGGACCAGUCCUUCUUCACCACCCUGAAUGCCUCCUCCCAUGGCUUGGUCCUCCACGGCCUGGAACCUGCCAGCUUGUACCACGUACGCCUCAUGGCUUCCAGCAAGGCCGGGGCCACCAAUAGUACAAGCCUUACCCUGAUGACUUUGGCCCUAGAGGAGUCUGAGCUGCAUAUCCUCCUGGGCCUCUUUGGCCUCCUGGUCUUGCUCAUCUGUCUCUGUGGGGCUUCCCGGUUCUGCUGCAGACCCAGGAAGAAUCCCCUCUGGCCAAGUGUCCCAGACCCAGCCCACAGCAGCCUGGGCUCCUGGGUGCCCACCAUCAUGGUUGAGGAGGCCUUCCAGCUGCCCAGCCUUCGGGACCCCGGCAUGCCACCCAUCACCAAGAUCACAGUACUGGAGGAAGAAGAGAAGAAGCCGGGGCCCUGGGAGUCCAACGACAGCUCAGGGACCUGUGGCCUCCCCACCCUGGUCCAGGCCUAUGUGCUCCAGGGGGACCCAAGAACACCUUCCACCCAGCCCCAGCCCCCGUCUAGCACCAAUGACCAGGUCUUUUAUGGGCAGGUGCUGGGCAGCCCCACAGGCCCAGGUCCAGGGCACUACCUCCGCUGUGACUCUACUCAGCCCCUCCUAGGGGGCCUUACUCCCAGCCCCAAGUUUUAUGAGAACCUCUGGUUCCAGAACAGCCCCCUGGGGACCCCAGAGCCCCUUGUCCCAAACCAGGAGGAUGAUUGUGUCUUUGGGCCACUGCUUGACUUCCCCCUCCUGCAAGGGCUCCAGGUCCAUGGGGUGGAGGGGCUGGGGGGCAUCUAGCACUUCCUGGGACCCCCGCCCAGGCCUGCCUCUUGAAAGGCCUGGGCCAUCCAGAGGAGAGGAGAAUAUCAGUAAGCCCAUCAUGAAAAAAUCAUCUCGUCCCAGAAGGGCAGGAAGACUACCAGUAUCUCCCUAUCUCUGGUCCCCAGCAUCCUUCCUCCACCUCCCAGGCCCCAUGGGCUGACCCUGCCUCUCACUUUAGUGGCCAGAGAAUGCUUCAUCCAACCCUGCCCACUAGCCUUCUGUGUUUAAUUCCUGUAAUUUUAGUCUCUUAAACCGGUUCAAGGUUUGGUUUGUUUUGGUUUCGAGAAACUCUUGAGUGUGCCUGAGUCUCUGUUCUUUUUCUUUUCAGGGCCCUAGCAGUGAUGGGGGUACUUAUCAGAACUGUUCGUUUGUGUAUUCUUUCCUUCACUCAUUAAUUCCACCAGCCCACAUGUAGUGUUUAGGUCCUGUGCUGGCAGCAGGGAUUCAAAAAUGAUUUGGCUCAGUCCACCCUCAGAGGGCUCCCAUUCUAGUGGUGGAGACUUGAAAACUGGCCAUUAGGGCACAGUGGCCAGAGUUAUCUUGUGAGGGUGGGGGUGAGGGGUCACAAAAUGCUAUGGGAUAUGGGGAAUACACUUCAGAAAAGACCAAUCCCUGUUGGAAAAAUAUAA